GUAUCACAAUGAAGAACGCAAGUGGUGGAACAUGGUCGUCGUCAAUGUGUUCUAGGCUCUCGUCGACUAGGAGUCCAGUUGUGUAGAGGAGCAGGAUAGCAUCUAGUAUCUAGUAAGAUGACUUCGGAACUGGGCAGACAGCGUGUUGUUGUGGUCGGAUGGAGCAGGGCGAGUGUGAGCCCCGUGGCCAGGAUGCUGAGUCGUGUCAAAGUUCCCGUCGUCUGCUACCGACCCAUCGUCGUCCGUAUUGCGUCUCGGUCGGAGUUCGCACGAACGCACUCGUGCUAAACAAGUGCCCGCAAACCAUCCUCAUCUAAACACAAAACUAAAUUGAAAAAACUCUAAAUUCAAUAUAAACUUUCUAUUUUACAAAUGAACAAAUUGUUAACGCGCUAAAACUGUUUGAGUAGUGUUGUUCUAAAAUGGCAUCCGCCCGACGAAGUCCUCCCAAAUCAGUGCCAAGGGCACUUUCAAACAUUGCCGCCAAUUUUGAAGAUAUUACAAUGAAUAAUACUCUAAUGCCGACUUCUCCCAAGUGCACUUCUCCGCCGGGAGGUGACAAAAUGGUGUCGCCGGGACGUGUGCGGACCAUGAAAGAAUACGAAGAACAAAUGGCUGAACUCAAAAAGGAAAACUUCAAUUUGAAACUUCGUAUUUACUUCAUCGAGGAGCGGCAGGAGCAAAUGAAGGGCAUGAAGGAUGUCGAUGAACUUUUCAAAAAGAAUGUUGAAUUAAGUUGUGAAUUGGAGACACUAAAAAGGGAUUUAUCAGAAAGGGAAGAACUUCUGCUUCAAUCUGCAAAAGCAGUGGAAGUUCUACAAAAUCAGCACAAAAAGCAACUAGAAGAUUUGAAGAUAAGCACAGCCAAAGACAAGGCUUACCUAGAAGAGCACAUUGUCAGUUUACAAAAGGCACUUCAUGAAAAGGAUGAAACGUUUAAUCAAUUUGAAGACUCCACAGCCAUGUACGCUCUGGCAUUUGGUUUCAACAGUAGGCAAGACCAGAGGCCAAACAAGACAUUGGCAAUCCAGGAGGAGAUGAAUGCAAUGCUUCUAAAAAUGAGUGAGUAUGAAAAUGAACUUCAAGGAGAGAAGCAUGAUUAUCGUAUGCUAGAAGAAGAAUUUGAACGUGCCAAAGAAGAGAGUUGCCGUUUGUCCAGCCAAGUGUCCGCCCUGGAAGAAGAGCUUGAGAAGAGAGACGGUCAGCUGCAGCAGGCUCUCUUCAAUCUGGAGAGCAAGAGUGAACAACUCGAUGCUCUCUCGCAAAAAUUGGCCAGAAAAGAUAAGACAAAGAAUGAAGAACUGACUGAGAAAACUCACAGGAUAAAAGAGUUGGAAAACAAGAUCUCUGAGUUGGAAAGGAAAGUACACUUGAAUCUGUCAGGAUCGAGAAGCAGCCUUGAAUCGUCAAAUGGAAGCAACUCUUCCAGAGAAACGUCAUCAAAAUCGCGACUGCGGAAGAGCGAGGAGCGGUCACUAGAGAAGCAGCUGCAGGAGACGCGCUGCAAGCAGCAGAACUUGGAGCAGCAGAUGAACUUGCGGCUGCAGGAUAUGCAGCGCGUGUGCGAGCGCAAGGAGAAGACCAUUGAAGAGCUGCAGGCCAGCUACACCAAGGCAUGCGUCACGCUGCAGAGCCUCAUGAAGAAGUGCAAACUCAAAGAGAAGGAGGUCGACACGCUACGCGCCGAACUCAGCAAGAAGGACAGAAUGCUCGAAAAGCACAACUUGGAGGCGUCUCGCUCACUCAGCAGUUCAGCCAACACCGCCAGUCUGGAGAAGUUUGAUGAGGAUUCGAACAUCCAAUUUGGCUGCUCUGAACAAGAAUUGAGAGAACUGUAUACCACUCAUCAGAAGGUCAUUCAGGAUAUGGAGAGUCAGUUCCAGAGCAUCCGGUUGUCACUUGAAGAGAAGGAGGCGAAGCUCAGAGAUAUGGAGGAAAAGGUCAUCAGUCUGGCCAGAACUGAUAUCAAGGAUAACAGAAUUGCUGAACUUGAGGGCAAACUUGUGGAAAUGAAGAUCAAAUUCGACAACAUCGAAUUCAAUGAGGAAAGCAACAAAGAGAACAUUGAAAGCAAGGCAACAAUGACAAGGGAGUUGGAAUGCAAGAUGAAAGAGAACGAACAUUUGCAGAAAGAGCUGUCAAAACGUAAUUACAAUUUACAAGAGUUGAUUAACAAGGAGUUGUGGGAUAAGAACAAGGAAAUUGAGAAAUUGAACAAAAUCUGUGAUCGACGUCAGAUGGAGAUCUUACAGCUGCAACGUUUGGUUGCCGAGAGGCAGUCAGCUCUGAGCUUUGAAGCAUCCAAAGACUUGAAGUGUGUGGAGAUGGCAAGAGACAAAACUUCUCCCAACAAAUUCACUCCGAGUGAAAUGAAAACGUUGCAUGACCAGUUGUUGAAAAGUUUAGAAGAGAAGAAACUGCUGAAUCGGAAAGUGGAAGAAUUGGAGCAGCAGCUGCAUAAUAUGCCCGAACGUGAUAAUGACAGUCCGCUAGUUCAGAAGCUGAAGAAUGACUUGAUGAAAGCUAGAGCGGAUGUUGAAACAGCUGAUAGAUCGCGGAAAGAAGUAGUGUCGGCCUGUUCUCUUCUGACGAAUCGUUUGAAGGAGCUGGCCGAUUUCCUAGACUCGUUGCUUCCAUCGCUGGGCGCCAAGAAACGCCGAGUGGUGCAGCACGCAGUGGAACGCAGUCGCGAACUGUCGCGGUCGUUCUCGGCAGCGGCCGACGACUCGAGCUGCUGGCAGAACCUGCAGCCCAGCCUCUACGUGCCACUGCUGCCCGACUUCUCCACCGUCGACUUCUGGAGUGGCGACGACAUGGCAGACCCGACGCUCGAGGAGGAGGUCACCGACGACCACCACAUGAUCGCUCAGUUGAGGACGCAGAUCGAAACACUCACCGAGCAAGUCAAGCAGAAGGACAUCACACUAGAGAAGAUGCACUCGCAAGUCCUGCAGCCGGACAGCCUUGGCAGCUUGAACGUCUGGAGCUUGGGUCAGUCAACAAUUGACAACUGUGAGGCGGAUGAAAACAACAUAAUGCAUCUGGUGGACAUGCUUGAGAACCUCGAUCGCAACUCCAACUCAACAACUGCUGCCUUUGAUAGGAAUGGCAACAUUUCGAUGAAGAGUAGCAACAUCGGCGAGAUAACAAUCACCAGCCGGAAGGUGGCUCCCAGGGAGAAUGCUGAGAAGCAGUUGCCGACAACUGGAAACGUGUCUGAGUCGGAGGCGUGGUCGGAGCCGGAUCGGAGCGUGUCGCUGGCGAGGAUGGGCCUCGGUGACGAGACUCCGCUCAUGGUCCAGUCCUGGCCCUGCGAUGACUCAUCCGAUACCACCGACAACGCACACAAAUCUCUCAUCAAUGGGAAAAGGACAAAGUAUGGAGCUACUGAAGUGAGGCGACUUCAGAACAGAAUACGUACUCUGGAAUCAGAAAAUGAAGCGCUUAGAGGUGAACUGAACAUUCUUCAUCAGAUCACGCCUCAAGACUUGGCUGUUGGAAAUGUGCAGCAACUUGAAGAGUCAGUCACCAGAGAAGACAAAGCGACCAGCAUAUCCGAAUUGGCAGUUGAAGCAGUUAAAGCCAUUCCAUCAAGCUUGCUGAAUGAUAUUAGACUUCAGAGGGAAAAACUAGAAUCUAUCUUACAUCAUAAUGAUAACUUACGCCGUCAGUUGGAAGAUGUUUAUUCAUCUUACAAGGUGGAUGACGACUGUAAUAACCUGCUGAAUAAUAACCAAUGUGAAAGAUUGACAUUCCCACAAGACCUUGAUUCACUUGAAAUGAAGGAUAGGGAAAUUGAGUCAUUAAAGAAAGAAAAGUUUGAUUGUGUCAAGCAGAUCGAACAACUACGAGAACAGUUGAUGAAGAAAGAAUUGGAAUUGAAUGAUUGUCAAUCAACAUUACUUGGUUACAAGAAAUCUCUUGAAGAAGAGAAGUCUAGGCUAGAGGAGGAGCUUUCCAAAAACCAAAUGGAGUUGCAAACAGUCGAAGCAGAACUGAGUGCGUUGAAGAAGAAGUGCUCAGACUGCAGUGAGGAGAAAUCGGUGCUGUGUCAACAGCUGGAUGUGCACAAGUCGAUCAACGAGAGGAACAGGAGUGAGUUGGACGACCUGAACAGGAGGCUGAAAGCGUGCGAGCAAGCCGAGCAGAAGACCCGCACGGAGAGCGAAGAAUGGCGCAAGAAGUUGGAGGAGUGUCAGUCGGAAGUUGAGGAGGUCAGAACGCGGCUCAGCGAGGUUGAAGGCGAGAGACGGCGCCUGGAGAAGGCGAGCUCGGAUUUGGAGCAGGGAUUCCGUCAGCAACUGGACGCUGCAACCAAGCAAUGUCAGCAGGCCGAAGCCAGGCUCAAAGAAAUGGAAAACAAGCACAAGCAGCGAGAGACGGAGGCGGCAGAACGGGAGGCGGAGUGGAGGCGGCAGGUGGACUCUGCCACACUGACCACGUCGCAGGUGGUGCUCGAACGCACACGUCUUGCCAACGACAAGCUGCGUCUUCAGCAGGAGAUUCGCCGCUGCAGAGAUAGCACUCACCUGGAACGCGUCAAGUCAGAACUGGAGCGGAGAGUGGCGGAGCUGGAAGCGGCCAACAUGGAGCUGGAAACGCGGCUGACGAAGCUGCACGUGAAGAAAGUGCAGUCAGACUCUGAGAACGAUGACGGCGCGUCAGUCCCGUCAUCAGUGCCGUCAGUGGCCGCUUCCGGCUCAAAGCAGGCGUGGGCCCCCUACAGCUGCCCCUCCUCUCCCCUUAGCCCCACCCAUCCGCCCCUCAGCCCCACCCACCAGCCCCUCUCGCCCCACCUCGGCCGCUAUCGCUACAGUUCGCAGAGAAGCAACGACAUCUCAUCCGACUACAUGUCUGACUUCGACAACUAUCAGCCAAAUGCCGGUUCGUGGCCACAAAGACCGUUGACCAGUACUUCGCCCGAUCUGGGAAUUGAAAGCGAUCAGGGUCGGCACUCUAGUUUGGAAGUGAACGCUCAUGCAGUGACAAGAACGAGUAAAGAGCAGAACGAGUUUGCAAGACUGCAAGAGGAGAAUGUGGACCUGCGCAAACAGUUGCAUCACACGAAGCACGCGUUGCAAGACACUCUGUCGCAGCUGACUGUCGCCAACCGCAAGAAGAGGCAGGUCGAGAAAGCCAUUUGCCAGCAGAUCGGAAAGACACACCUCAUCUUGAAGGAAGCAAGAGUUAAUCUUGAAUCCGAUGCUGAUUACAGCUGCUAGUUGUAUACUAUUUGAGUACAAAUGUCUUCAGUUGAUUAUUCUAAACGUGAAUCAACUCUAGGUUUUCAAACAAUAAUUGUCUUUUGAUAAGAUAUUGUCCUUUGGCUUGCCAACAGUAUUACACUUCUAGUUUAUGUGAUUUCUGAUUGUAAUCUCCCUUGUUAUUUAAAUGGGAAACUUUGAACUCCCAAUUGAUUUGAUUAUUUUAAAAAUUACUUCACCACUCAAUUGUUUUUACUUUUAAUCUUAUUACAUUAGAAAUUAUAAACGUUUUCUAACAAUUAAUUUAAUUUUCGUAUUAAUUUUCAAUUUUAUCACCUAUUUUAUUUCAAUUCGAGCAUCUCCGAACCUCUGUUAAAUCGUUUAUUAUGUGGUCAUCAUGAGCUCAACAUGUGCCAAAAAUGUCAAAAACUAUUGUUAUAUGAUGAAACUCUAUCGAACAAACGCCUUUGAGGCAAAUAGUUUUGAUAAAAGAGAUGCUACUUAUAUAUAUAUUUUCGAAUAUCUUAAAAAUUCCAUCCUGAAAUUAGUGUGAUAAUAAUAAUUAUGUUUUAUAUAUAUUAAUGUACAGUUCUAUGUAGUUCAGUGUUGUAAAUAUUGUAGUAUUUUGUAAUAAAACCUUUAAUUUUGUGA
Nilaparvata lugens (brown planthopper) is the source of this 5855-nucleotide messenger RNA. Its product is annotated as centrosomin. The transcript has 18 exons. The record is from RefSeq and is a predicted model, not a curated record. Bases 423 to 5222 code for a protein of 1599 amino acids. Gene Ontology annotation, biological process: positive regulation of DNA-templated transcription; establishment of mitotic spindle orientation; regulation of mitotic cell cycle spindle assembly checkpoint. Gene Ontology annotation, cellular component: perinuclear region of cytoplasm; microtubule plus-end; mitotic spindle pole. Gene Ontology annotation, molecular function: transcription cis-regulatory region binding; calmodulin binding; protein kinase binding. NCBI's taxonomy places the organism in Eukaryota, Metazoa, Arthropoda, Insecta, Hemiptera, Delphacidae.